GUUGUAUCCUGUGCUGUCAGCAUUGGAUCGGGUCCAACGUCAUGACCACAGGUAACGAUUCAUAUGUCAUUUCAGUGAUAAUGCAUUGCUGCUUUAACUAAUCAAUAUUUAGUUUGUCGAGGGCUGGUCAACCCUUCUCGAACAUGUGGGUGACAUGGGUGCAGCCUUGGGUCGAUGGCUGGGACCAGGCAGAGGAGAACGUGACGCUUCCGACCCUUGCACACACGGAGGCUUCGUACAGGGCGUACCUGAGCUGGUACCAGCCUAAGACUCGUUGCCGCUUGAUAUAUGCUGACAUGCAUCCAGAGCCGCAUGUUGCGACCCCACAGGAUGGCUAUGCACGACAUAGGGAUGAGGCAUUAGCUGGGGCGUUUGAAAUGUGCAGGUUGAUGGACGUAGAUGCCAGGGCGAAUUUGAUGAGGAUUCGAGCGGGAUCUAUAAUGGAUAGGAAUGAGCAAGAGUCGGCCUGGACCCGAGUUUCACAAAGAGCCCAUUCUAUGCUUGAAGCCUUUGGUAGCCGGACAUCGUACGAGGACUCCUACGGUUCGUCUCAAGGCUCGACCUCGUUUUCUUGUGGUCCCACACAGCAGCAGCCUUCCACAGCACCUUAUUGGUCUCAGCAGCAUUAUCCAGAUGAUGGACACCCACCUUAUCAACCUCACGGAGGGACCCAGUUUAGUACCAUGGCACCAGCUGCAGGGAUGUCAUUUCAACCAACACAGGCACCACCACGACAUUUCGCAGAAGGAACGCAAGGAUCGCACCACCAGCUUCCUGAUAUGGGCCCUUCUUCGUAUCCACCACCAACAGGUACGUAUGAUGAAUAUGUACCCAAAUAGAUGACUUAUAAGACG
Molecule: messenger RNA, 854 nt
Organism: Panicum virgatum (switchgrass)
Lineage: Eukaryota; Viridiplantae; Streptophyta; Magnoliopsida; Poales; Poaceae
Exons: 5
Coding region: 144-839 (231 amino acids)
Source: RefSeq, a predicted model, not a curated record